Molecule: messenger RNA, 837 nt
Organism: Aureobasidium namibiae CBS 147.97
Lineage: Eukaryota; Fungi; Ascomycota; Dothideomycetes; Dothideales; Saccotheciaceae
Exons: 1
Coding region: 1-837 (278 amino acids)
Source: RefSeq, a predicted model, not a curated record
AUGUCGAGCGUCAGCCAGAUCAGCGAUCCUGAGAAGGCGUGGAACGGCUCUGCUGUACCAUAUCGACCCGAAUACCAAACAUGGCCUUAUUCUUCAGCCGACUUCAAACGCAUGGACGAGACUCCAGACAACUCGUUCUAUAGCGACAGUAGAUUCGUUACUCACAUCGACGAUGCUGCCAUAGCGAGCCUCAGAAGAUACUAUGACACCGUCUUGCCACGAAAAGGUCGAAUCCUGGAUCUUUGUAGCUCAUGGAUCAGUCACUACCCGCAAGCUGUCGAGAAUGCAGCAGCACAGGGUGAACUGAAGGUCGUUGGCCUAGGGAUGAAUCAAGCCGAGCUCAAGAAAAAUCAAGUCCUGCACAAACGAAUCCUGCAAGACUUGAAUGAGGACCCCAAUAUUCCCCUCACUGUCUGCGACGAGCACGCUGUCAGUGGACUACAAAGCGCAGAUAGUGUCGACAGUGAGAACGGGUUACUAGAUUGUACAACUUGCGUUGUGAGCCUGGAUUACCUGACUCGCCCGACAGAAGUCUUGGAGAGUGUCAGGCAAUUGACGAGAUCAGGAGGUAGCUGUCAGAUCAUCGUAUCCUCCAGAAUGUUUCCAACCAAAGCGACAAGCGCAUGGAUGAACAGGACACCAGAACAGCGUUUGCAGAUGGUCGGAGAUUACCUUCACUUUGCUGGUUGGAAGGACAUUGAGAUCAUUGACAUCAAGGAAGGAGACGCUGCAAAUGUCCCGGCAGAAGAUCAAGGAGGAUUGCAAGGCUUCAUGCAAAGGAUGGGCAUGAGCGGAAGUGAUCCGUUGUGGUGUGUUCGGGCUUUCAAGCGAGACUAG